Messenger RNA from Colletotrichum gloeosporioides, 408 nucleotides. Its product is annotated as Guanyl-specific ribonuclease F1. Bases 1 to 408 code for a protein of 135 amino acids. The record is from RefSeq and is a predicted model, not a curated record. The transcript is spliced from 2 exons. Lineage: Eukaryota; Fungi; Ascomycota; Sordariomycetes; Glomerellales; Glomerellaceae. Gene Ontology annotation, molecular function: RNA binding; RNA nuclease activity.
AUGCAUCUUGGCGCAGCCAUCGUCGCGGCUCUGAGCCUUACAGGCUAUGCAUUCCCGAAACAGCGACCUGGAUACCUCCGGAUGCUGCCGCGGGCCAACGACACCGAAAUUUCGUGCGGGCAGACCGAGUACACGCUGACCGAGGUGAGAUCGGCGGCGGAUGCGGCUUGCCAGCACGUGGAGGAUGACACGACGGCGGGCAGCUCGAGCUAUCCGCACACGUACCGGAACCAGGAGGGUUUUGACUUCAACGGAGUUGAGGGCCCCUUUGUCGAGUUUCCGAUGAAGACAAGUGGUGUCUACAAGGGCGACCGGGUAAUCAUCAACGAGAAGUGUGUUUUGGCAGGCCAGAUCACGCACACGGGAGCCAACGGCAAUGCGUUCGUGGGAUGCGAGGGCACCAGCUAG